Messenger RNA from Lachancea meyersii CBS 8951, 2898 nucleotides. The record is from the annotation of a GenBank genome assembly. Lineage: Eukaryota; Fungi; Ascomycota; Saccharomycetes; Saccharomycetales; Saccharomycetaceae.
AUGACUGUCGAUAUACCCUUGGUCAACGGUACAUCGCAGUGUACUGUUACCGCUUACUCUCGAAAAAGCUACGAAGCAUCCAUUGAAUUUUACAGUCAGUUCCUGCAGUUAGAGCCUGAGACCCAGAAUGCGCACUCUACAACAUUGCGCAACUCUAGUUUGACUCUAGAGAUCGAGCUUUGCGAGGACGCUGAAAAACAGGCGAAAUGUGACGCUAGAAUCAAGGAUUUGACCUGCGACCGCGACACCGCAGACUGGAGAUCGCUAGUAUCUGGAUCCCUGGUCUUCAAAUCUGCAGACGUGGCCAGCUGUAAGACCGCCCUGGACGACAAAUUUGCUAACGUUCAGGCAUACCCUACCGAUCUAUUUCCCAUGGAAGUUUACGCCGUCGACCCCGUGGGCAACGUCGUGGGUGUCACUAAAACCAAAAACGCCGUCAGCACAAUGCCCACCGCUCCUCCAGCGUCCAAGGGCUCGUUCACCUCCACUGUGCCCUCAUCUGCUCAGUCUACAAUCGAUAUCGACUUGACCGACAAAAAGUCGAUCUCUUCCUCCGCCAACGCAACCGUCAGCACUUCAGACCCUACCCUAAACCAAAAGGCUAUUGCUGUCAUGACCUCUGGUGGUGAUGCUCCAGGUAUGAACGCUAACGUACGUGCUAUUGUCCGUACCGCCAUUGCUAAGGGAUGCCGCGCUUACGUUGUCAUGGAAGGCUACGAGGGUUUGGUGCGUGGUGGCCCUGAGUACAUCAAACAGUUCUCCUGGGAAGAUGUCCGUGGCUGGUCUAGUGAAGGUGGUACCAACAUCGGUACUGCUCGUUGCAUGGAGUUCAGAGAACGUGCCGGCAGAUUGUUGGGUGCCCUGCAUUUGAUUGAAGCUGGUGUGGACGCCCUUAUCGUUUGCGGUGGUGACGGUUCUUUGACCGGUGCCGAUUUGUUCAGAUCAGAAUGGCCAUCGCUAUUGCAAGAAUUGAAAGACACUGGCAAAAUUACUCAAGAAUUGUACACAAGAUACAAGCAUUUGAACAUUUGUGGUACUGUUGGCUCUAUCGACAAUGACAUGUCUACCACCGACGCCACCAUUGGUGCCUACUCUUCCUUGGACAGAAUUUGCAGAGCCAUUGACUACAUUGAGGCCACUGCUAACUCGCACUCGAGAGCUUUCGUCGUUGAAGUUAUGGGUAGAAACUGUGGUUGGCUAGCCUUGAUGGCUGGUAUCGCCACCACAGCCGAUUACAUUUUAAUUCCAGAAAAGCCUGCCUCAUCCCGCGAAUGGCAAGACCAGAUGUGUGACAUAGUCACCAAGCACAGAUCCAGAGGCAAGAGAACCACUAUUGUUAUUGUCGCCGAGGGUGCUAUUGCCAACGAUUUAACACCGAUUUCUCCAAACGAUGUGCACAAGGUUUUGAGCGAAAGAUUGAAGCUCGACACCAGAGUCACCACUCUAGGUCACGUUCAAAGAGGUGGUACCGCCGUUGCUUUCGACCGUAUUUUGGCUACUCUACAAGGUGUCGAAGCUGUUAACGCCGUUUUGGAGUCUGACCCAGACACUCCAUCUCCCUUGAUUGCCAUCAACGAAAACAAAAUCACUCGUAAAUCACUCGUUGACUCGGUCAGACUGACCAAGUCCGUGGCCGAUGCUAUCCAAGCCAAGGAUUUCAAGAAGGCAAUGGGCUUGAGAGACACAGAAUUCGUGGAGCAUUUGAAUAAUUUCAUGGCCAUCAACUCCGCUGAUCACAACCCACCUAAGCUUCCACAAGACAAGAGACUAAAGAUCGCUAUUGUGAACGUCGGUGCCCCAGCUGGUGGUACCAACUCGGCUGUUUACUCUAUGGCUACUUACUGCAUGUCCCAAGGACACAGACCAUAUGCGAUUUACAAUGGUUGGUCCGGAUUGGCUAGACACGAAAGUGUUCGCUCGUUAGACUGGAAAGCUAUGCUCGGCUGGCAAAGCCGCGGUGGGUCCGAAAUCGGUACCAACAGAUGUACUCCCGAGGAAGCCGACAUCGGUAUGGUUGCAUACUACUUCCAAAAGUACAAGUUUGACGGUUUGAUCAUUGUCGGUGGUUUCGAAGCCUUCGUCUCUUUACACCAGCUUGAAAGAGCCAGAGACAACUACCCUGCUUUCAGAAUACCAAUGGUGCUAAUCCCAUCCACGCUUUCGAACAAUGUUCCAGGUACCGAGUACUCCUUGGGUACCGACACUGCUUUGAACGCUUUGAUGGACUACUGUGACGUCAUCAAACAAUCCGCCGCCUCUACCAGAGGUAGAGCCUUCGUUGUUGACGUUCAAGGUGGUAACUCUGGGUUCCUCGCUACCAACGCGUCUUUGGCAGUGGGCGCCCAAGUGUCUUACGUUCCAGAAGAAGGUAUUUCUUUGGAGCAGUUGUCGCAGGAUAUCGAGACUCUUGCCGAGUCAUUUGAAACUGCUCAAGGUAGAGGCAGAUUCGGUAAGUUGAUUUUGAAAUCCAAGAACGCAUCCAAGGUUUUCACACCCGAAGUAUUGGCAGAAGUGAUCACUGCAGAAGCCAAGGGUGCUUUCAACGCCAAGUCUGCUGAACCAGGUCACGUUCAGCAGGGUGGCUUGCCUUCCCCAAUCGACAGAACCAGAGGUACUAGACUGGCUAUCAAGGCUGUCGGCUUCAUUGAAGAUCAUCAAGACGAUAUUUGCAGUGCUCGUGCCGACGACGACGAGUUUGACCCAGAUAACAAAGCAGUUUCUGCGACCGCAACUGUGCUUGGUAUCAAGGGCUCCGAUGUUGUAUUCUCCUCUAUCAGACAGCUUUACGACUUCGAAACCGAGAUUGUUAAGCGUAUGCCAAAGGUUAUUCACUGGGAGAGUACCAGAGCCAUUGCUGACAGCUUGGUGGGUCGCAAGAAGGUCGAGGUCAGGAACUAA